AUGGCCUCUUAUACUUUCGAGAAUGAUGCAGUCCUCGACCGGAAUCAGAACAUUACACGACAACCAGCCAAAAUUAGCCGAGUAAAUGUCUCCGAUGACGAAGGAGACCAAGAAAUAUCGCCGGGAUUCCGUGGUCGAUCCCAGAGCUUAAAAUACCUCAAUGAACGAGAAGAGACUGAGACCAUAUCUAGGUCAAAAAGCCUCAGGGAUGUAGACACGGGAGAUUUUGACAACGUCAAGGCUCGGGUGUCUUAUGUUGAUAGCUGGAACCCAGUGAAUCCUGUAGGGCGGGGUAGGAUAGCAAAAAAGAUUCAAAGCUGGGAGAAUUUGGACGCCGACGGAGACAACAUGUCGAGAGACACAGAAAACGGAUAUGACAGAAAGAGCUACAAUAGCUCAAAUUCUUCACGAAAGCAGAGUUACGAGGGCUACGCGAGAUAUGGGUCGGCUGCCUCCGGUGGAUGGAGGGAUGAAAGAUACGAGCAGUAUGAGGGAUACAGCCAGGAAACUUCUGCUUCGUAUCUGUACAGCGACAGAGACCUAGACGAUCAGGUAGGGGAAUCAGAUAACAGCAGAUGUGCGCUAAGUUUGAAAGGAAAAUUCCGCGUUUGUUUGGCUUGCCGAUCGGUAAAUAUCGGAAUUAUCAAACGAAUAAAAGGUAUGAUAAUUCUUCACAUUUGACCUGAUAGUCUAAAAGGGUUUCAUGAUAAUUGGAAGAGAGAGUGCCGAAUUACUGUAAAAGUGAUACGUUUUUGAUUGACGCAAAAACUGGAUAGACAUUAACGGACACGGAAAUUCAACUGAGUUUGAAUUAUUGAAAGGAAAGAAGAAAAUGAAUGAAUCUGUAAUGAUUUAGAACAUCAAUGAUCACCAAUAGGCCAAGUAAUCAUUUAAUUCCCGAUCGUCGGUCAAACUCAGAGAGUUUCCCUUACACCGAAUUGCGUGUCGUUACAUUCUUUGGAUCUCUCUAAAGACAGGUUUUCAAGUUCUAUUUAGGUAUUGACAUUAGACUUUGGAAGCUAAACUUAUUCAUUGCGUAGCAACACAUGUAAGCAAUGGGAUUAGCCUCUUUCACACAAUUUUUUGUCGUUUAUCCCGAAAAAUUCACACUAAGAACUCUCUGAGGACAGAAUUGUACAGUCAAGUUAUCGUCCAGUGGCUAAACUUGCCCGUUCAUUUAUGAAUACUGCAGUUGUCAUGGGUGUAAACGGGUUAAAUUGAUACCGAGACAUUCAUGCUGAUUUUUCAGUCACUUUGUUUGACUUAUCUUCCCAACCUGUCCUUGAACCUUUGUAAUGCUAAACAGAAAUUUGACGAACAAACAGUGAAACUUUUCUAAAACAAAUUUAACAACAAAAUUUGUUUGGGCAACAAAUGCUUGUGACGAUUGAGCGGUGUAGCCCAAAGCAAAAGAUUUUAAAUUUUAAAUUUAAAUUCCAUGCAUUUUUCGCAUCAUUUGGGAGACAAAUUCUUUGCAGAAGGAGACAAAAUUAAAGGAAAAAUGUUUGAAGAUCCUCUUCUGGAUCCCUUCUAAACACGCUGUUGUAAAAGGGAUUUUGAUAUAACACUUGCUUGGUCUGAAGUAGACCUCGUCGGACGGUAAACUCUUUAGAAGCCGUUGUUUGAUCUUGUCACGCAACAAAACUGUAACCUAAAAAAAACGCACUGUAAAGCCAGAACCCCGUUUUAUGAGCAACCGUGAGGAAUGAGAUCUAAAGCUGUACUUUGGACAUCCUAGCGCAAAAUUUAAUGGCCUUUCGCAGGUUGUCACGUUUUGUCACGCAACGCUCAGCCAAAGUGCCAUAGCGAUAUGAUAGUAUAUCACUUGUUUUCAAAGCUAUUUUUAAGGAGGCGCAAUAGUGCCAGUUCCACUGUAAAGUUCCCGAUGACGCCAAGGAAAGUUGUGACGAUUAAUUUCGUCGUAGCCACGUUCUAGCGCAUUCCUAGCGAUUGCAAAAGCUAUCAGCCCCUCCAUGUUUGAUGUCGUUUACGUAGUUCCUUCCUGCGUCGCAAUUUUAAUUAAACUCAGGGGCCUAAUUAUGGAAGAGAGCGAUGUCUACCUAAGUGCUUUUCUCACGGGAAAGCGUUUAUCAGAGGGAAAGUGGAACUAGCUAUUUCAAGCGACAUAUAAUUACUUUCCAUGGUAUUUGUGCCCUUUAGAAGCCAUGCAGCACUCCUUACGUGAGCAUAGUCUAUCAUAUCAGUCAACGAAGUAAAACUUCGCUUUGCCUUUUAUUCGAUCAUCAGUUGACUCUUCCAUAUGUCAUAGGAGCUGGUCAUGAUAAUUUUUUUCCCAAGGACACUUUCUGAUUGAACCAGAUGUCAAGAAAUUUAAUCCAGAUUUUUCGUUGGAUUUUUUUUGACGUCUAAGAUUAUUUCCCAUGCACAAUAUAAUUGCAUACUCUCACGCCAAGAAAGUGAUCCUUACGAAACGCUCAACUUCUUUGUUAAAUGAUUCAAUUAUUAAGAGGGUAUUCUUCUAUCAAUCGAGGAUUAACAAUAAAACAAACCAUCAGAGCAAAUAUAAAAACGCCCUAUUUUGGUGAUAUUGGCUACUUCAGGAGCAAAGAACGCCAUCUGCGGUUUGUCGCUCACCCUCUGUUUUGCUCUCACAACUGGCUGGGAGCCUGAAAAAGUUUAAUAAAUGCAACGAAUAUUGUUAUUCUUACGGAUGGUGCGUUCCUCAAAGCAAACAUCAUCCUAAAAACUCACGCAUUAUACAAUGAGACUAGAACUUUCUGACAAAAAAUUUACUCUUAUUUCUGAAAAGAUUUCAUAAAUCACGAAGUCAUAAAAAAAAUAGUUCAUGAAAACACAAACAGUUUUCACUGGUAUUUCAACGCUCAGCAGGUGUUUCCGCGACUAACGUACCGAAUUUCAGUUAAGGGGUUAUAAAUAUUUUCUCAUUCUGUAUUCACUGCCAUGUACACGAGGAAGAAUGUUAAUCUAUAAAAAAAACAAAUACAACACCAACUGUAUGGAUUUUGUGUAUCAGCGUGUGCGUUGAAACUUAUUAAAUUCGUGCAAGGGAUGAUUUUUUAAUUAGAUACUGAAUUGAUGGUAUAUUGGCGAAUACCCUUGCCGAUCCGAAUCACGUAACAUGAAAAUAAUUAUCCCCUUGACUUUACUGAAAACUCUUCCUUCGAAGUCUCAAAAAAAGCUUAAUAUUCAGGUUCAAAAAAGAUUUUGAGCCUGAUCGCUUCAGUGUCGAGGUCUAAUAUUUUAACCUUGCCUAGGAGUUCAAAGAAUCACGUUCCCAGUUUCCCUCUUUGUGACAAAAUGAAAGACCUUAGAAACAAGAUGGCGUCUAUGACAUCAUUAUUGGCGAUCUCGCACCGGCGAUUUUUAAAUCUUUACUGAGAUCGCCGUUGUAAAAUGAUCUCUUUAUACCAUUCAUUGAUUAAUUCAACUGUGAUCAACAUGCUGUGCUAGAAUUCGAAAAUUUACGCGAAGGUCAAGUUCACCUUCAUGCAGAAUUCCUAGGAUAAAUAGCCGGGGAAGGGGCUAUCCCCUCACUGAGCGUAAACGCGACCCUUUUGUUUUGCUGGAUGGGGUGAACUGUUUCGAGUUAAAGGUUCUGCAAAUGUCUGUCGAGGUGCUUGUCAUUGAAAAUUUGGGGCAAAAAAUGUACUGUAUAUUCCCACAAGUUCUCUUUUACCCUUCCUUUUUUUUUACGCGGCAGAUGAAGAAUUUUAUUUGCUCAUGCACGAUUCUUAAUUCAUACGGAAGAGAAAAUUUUGUCAGACUUGGUUAUGAUCUACAGAGCAAGGGUGCUUUGGCGACCAAACGCGGUCCUUAAGCGACUCCUAAGUACUACCCCCUAAAGUAGGUGACCGCCACCUUGAAUACUCAAAGUAGAGGGAGACUAGGGAGAGAAAGAAAUGUCUUCAAAGAGGGAAGAAGGGGAUAAGAUUAGGCCUCCAAGUUCUAACUGAGUCUCCCCUCGUUCACCCUCAGACGCAGCAAUGACAACGUUACACCUGACUACCCGCUCUGUUAUUAUAAUCUGUGUGAAAACAGACUCUUUGAGACUAUGCUACAAGUUUGAAGAGAAUACAGCAUCGCACGUUAGAAUAUCAAUUUAUAGGAGAGAAUAUUAAUAUCUGUAGAGGUACAGGAACUCGACAUUACAGGGAGAGAUUGACACCUGUAUCGCGUCUAGUUUUCCCAACACAAAUCGUCGAAACCUUUGGCAAGGCUUGCAAAAUUUAAUUCAAUUUAAAGAUCAGCGCGUUUUCCAUUUCCGGCCGAUAUAAACAUUAGAGUGAAUUAAUAGUAACGAAAAUAGACACAAGUCAGAGACCAAUUUGAUUCGUGGCUUGAAUAAAUUGUAAUUCAAACAUCCCUUCUCCAUUUCGAUAAAUAAAGCAGUAGACAGAAUAAAUUAUCAAAGCUUGAAUAACGUUUUGAUUCGGAACUAAAUUCUCAGAACUUAUGUCAAAGGAAGUGUACGGCAAACAGAAAGGAGAAUGUCUAUUUUCAUCUUACAAACUCAAGAGGUUAAUGAAAAAUCGGUCAGGUAGAAUUUUAACAAGUUUGUAUUCAGGUUAAUGAUCUAUCAGGCCCACGAAAUGAUUUCUCGUUUAUUUCCGACAAAGCAGUUACUUUGGACCUCAGAAAAGGCGUCUAACAUGUCAGGUAACUUUGCUUUUGAAAGAAGUUUGAAAUAUAAAGCUUCUAAUGAUCUCUAACUUAGGAGAACUGUUCGACCGUAGUGAACGUAGUAUUACUCGGCCGGUGUUUGUUAUGUUAAUGUAAACAUGUCCUUCAAACCAAAUUUCAGUCGCAUUCACGCUGACGAGCUUUCCUCAAAUAAAGCUCCUGGCAAGGUAAUAUUGUUUGCUGUAUGAAUUCGCUGAGAUGAGCUGAAGACGACAAUUGAAUUCAAAUACAAACUUGCAAAAUUAGAAUUUAAUUCAACCGUUUAUAAUUUCCUGCCCUCCGCGAGUGCCUGUCUUAAACAUCAGGAAAUUUAGUGUGUUUAUUCAAAUUCCAGUUUGUGCUUGAUAAGUCUAUCACCAAAUUUUUUAGGAAAGUCGGGUUUUCAAGGAAAAUUUUCUCUUAUCCUCCAUUUAAACACAGCCGGGGAAAUCUAACCGAAGAGAAACUUGUCAAACUUGUGGGUUAAAUUUAAACCCAAAGUGAUCUAGCACUCAAACGCUGGCUCGAGGAUCAGUUGAUUCAAACGUUCUCUGACAAAGUUGAUCUUCUCUGGGUCUCUUCAGCGAUGUUUUCAUUUUUAAUAGAAAAAAUAUUCCCUGCUCUAAAUUCUACACUGGCUGCAUUUGGCGCAAUUUCCUGGCAAUCCAAAGAGAGUCAUUUGAAUUUAGUAGAGUAAUCUUAUUUCCUGACAGUUGUGUGCCUCUAUCAAUCCGUAAUUUUUGCAACUAAUUAUCGUUUGAAACCUGGCUCAAUAUUUUCUGAGUGAUCAUUUGUCCAAGUAGCACUCGUAUAUUCCUGUUGGAACUUUCUAGACAAACGAUGUUCAUUUGAGUUUUCAGUUUCUAUUGCAAUUUAUUAGGUCUUCUUUGUGCUCCUUGUGUGUCACGCUUUAAUAAUUACCUCGCGAGUUGCGUGACACUCCUAGGUUACAAUGUGCGAGACCAAUAACACUCCCCUUCCAUCUCUACCCCACCCCAUUUCUAUUCCUAAUCAUUCGACUUUUGUUUUUCUCUUAUUUAGUAGUUUUCAAAAGCAGAGAUAGGAUCGUACGCGUCCUCACGAUUCUUGAAAUGGGCCCCAAAAAGCAAAAAAAAAAAAAAAAGCAAUUGGUCUCGGAGUAUAACGCAUGUUCUGUAAAUGGUUUGAAACAAGGAAUAAACAAUAUCGUGCUUGUCCUGAAAAUGCGUAAUAAUUUUAGUUUAUAUAAUGAUAAUGAUGUUAGGAUUUCUACAGAGGCAUAUUCAUGAGUUCAUGGCGCCUUACACGUUCGGAAGCUUCAUUUGAUCGGAAUCUAGGUUAGAAAAAUUGAAAUCAAUCAGUUAUCAAGACAAAAAUUUGUAUAUUAAAAAAAAUUGGUUGUUGUUGACUAACGUUUAGAUGACAUAAUCAGCAAAAAGAAAGUAAUCACGCGAGUAUAGUAAGAAACUGUUUGUCAGUUGAGUACAUCAAUGCUGUAAGGUCUUGUAAGUCUGUAUCGUGGAAGUGAUGGGUUAGUUUUGCGGCAAUUUCAUUGACUGCGUGACUCAAUUGUGAAUGUCGGACGAAAAUAAGCUUUUGUUCGUAUAAUGGGUUCCGCUUUAAUUUGAUUAUCGAAACGUCAGUCAUUCUAUAAGCGACAUAAGCCUAUAUUAUGGCUGCCUCUAACCCUUCGUAUGAUCGGUUAUGAGCUAUUUCACUGUUCUGAUGUAUUACAAAAAAUUACAAAAGGUUUAUUCAUUAAAGUGAUGUGGAAAGUCUGUGGCCGUCGCAUGGUCGGGUGUUUUAAGGUGUUUUCGGGCGGUCUGCAUCCCACAAUAUUAAACUGGAAUUGAUAGAGAACAUAUUUAUCAAUAUAUUCAAGAGAUGAUUUACGAAUUUUCUAGAUCUUACCGGCAUGGGCCUGCACCAUUUAGAAGCAUCUGGGUAUGAAAUUAUUAUGAUAUUAAACACAACUCCAUGUCAAAUUAAUUUUUGAUUCAAGUCUUGUUACCUGUUUUUCACCUGAGGGAAUUUUUGCACAAUUAAAAAAAAAGAGAGAGGUUUGACACCAGAAAAAUUAAAAUUCACUGAAUUUCCCUGAAAAUGUCACCGUAUUAAUUUUAUCUUGUGUGAUAUCAAAUCCCGGAGCGGUUUAUAAAAUAUUCGUGGUAUUUUUUAUUAUUAUUCGCCUCUUUCCGCAAAAUGAUUUCAACCUCCGUAAAAGAACAAAUUAUGAUCGGUUGUUGAGACAUGUUCUCGAAAAUUCGUUUCGUUGUUUUAACGGAUUGGGAAAAACGCCCCUACCGAAACUACGAAGGAGGGGCCGAUCAUUUCCAUAUUUUGAAUUUUUCAUCACGUUCUUUCUUUUCAAGGUCACAAAGGUCAAGUUGCUUUGCUAUGGUGUGGAAAGAUGUGGUCGCAUUUCGCAAACCUUGUAUGAUCUGCGUUGGCGAGGUGGUAGUUUAGUUUUGGAUAAGCGAUAAUGAGAUGACGAAGAUAAACUAUGUUGCAAAACGCACUCGAAACGCGAUUUCCGUUGUUAUGAGGCUGCGUCAUUGUAGAUGGUUCGUGAAAAAUUUACUCUAAAUUUUUCAAGGAUGUUAUUAGCAAUCCGUUUCAAUCUCGUCCAUUCCUGGCCAUCCUGGCACCUUUUUCGUUCAUCAGUUACUCUAACAUUUUUUUCAGUAUUAUCAAACUAAAGUGUUGUCUCAUUUAAUAACGAAGGCACUUUCGCACAACUCAAAAAAUGACCCUCAAUCGACUUUAUAAUUAAUUUGUCUACGAUGUUAAGUACCUAAAAGGCUAAAAAUUAUCGUCAAUUUAAGAAAAAAUGUCCAAAAUUAUAGAAAUUCUUCGAAUUCGUUAAAAAAGAAUUUCCUUAGCAAACCUAACAAAAACAAUUCAAAAAAAAUUACCAGUUGCAGGGAUUAAAAUCCGGAAAAAGGUUAUUCCUGUGUCCUUAAACACUCUAUAAAAAUAACAGUCUUCCUGAAAAUUUUUUAAGCAUCACGUAAAAUUGUACUUAAUAGAAAAGAACGUUGAGUGUAAAGUGAUUUUUAAAGUUAAUAAGCUUUUAUCGUUCCUUUGGGAUCGUUCAACCAAAAUAUGUACAUCUGAUUGAUAAAUAUUAUGUUAAUCACAUGAAGUAAGCUUUCUCCCAAAAUUGUGACGCACUAACAUAGGUACCUGGCUCUUCCUGAUAGUUGAAAUUUUAGCAAUAGUAUAUGAUGAAACAUGAUACGUAAGAGCUUCCCUCAGCUGAAAUGGUCGCGUGACCCAUUGAACUCUCGUUAAGAACAAAAGGCAUUCAUGUCACGCAAUACUUCUGCAGAUCUGUUUCUUUUUCAAGUCACGAGUUAAAAGCAAUUACUAAUGUGUUCCUAAUUUUAGUUUCCGAUGAUAUUUUAAAUUACGUGCUCUUCUAAAUUACUGAAAAAUCGACGCCGUUUCCGUGCAAAACCAAACUCUCCACCAGUAAGAUUGAAAAGAUGGAAAUAAUUCAUUCAGUUGGAAGCCACAAGGGGUCUUCACUUUACAUCUUUAGAAUCUGUCCUUUGAGCCAGCGUAUAUUUUGGUCGCAAUCUCUUAAUUUUUUUUCUCCAUGAAAUAAUACUUCAUAUUUGUAAACUCUAUAUGCUUUGAUUUCAAAAUGAAUAAAACAUUUGUCGAUUAAUCAAUGUUUUGAAACAGCAGUGUCUUUCAGUCACGAUUUCUCCUAUGAUGAUUGAGUGUGAUGGCGUUGCGGUAACAGAGAUAAACAAAUUUGACGUUUGUUGACAAGAUUGUUUUUGUUACAACAGAGUGAAAAUUACACGAGAAAACGAAGUGAGAAGGAUUACAAAUGUUGCCAAGCGAUACCAGAAAGUUGGUAAGACACAACAUUUCUCAUCGAGCGUUGCGUGACAAAUAUCCCAGACUCAAAUCUGCCCUCUUGAGAAGCAACUUUUGUUUACCAGGCGAUCAAAUUGCGGCAGUCUUAUUGUUCGUGACAACUAACACGCCUUUCCUCUAUGUUGGAUUUUUAUUGGCUUUCAGUGCAUUUUUUCUUGAUAAGGAUGUCCUAUAGGAGAGCGAGAUCCCAAAAUAUUCGGCAUUCAGUUUAACGGAGCGGUUCCUGUGUCAAAGGGGUGCAUUGGCACAAAAUAGUGUGAGAACUAUUCGGGCUGAACAGAUUGGUGCGUGUCGAGCGCAAGAAGAUUAACAUCCCUCUCUAAACCUCUAGGGAUCAAAUCAACAAAAAUGGACGUAAGAAUCACACACUUGACGCCCUAUUAUGUAUCUCUGUCCAUCAGCUUUAUGUAUGAAGUAUAAACAUGAAUAAUUCAAAAACUAUUUGAUUGGUCGCGGCCUGAAUACAGAAGACAGGUUGGACGAUCUAUAUAUUCCCGUCGAUUGGCGGGCUCGGGGCGUCUUUUCUUGAAGCUUCCAACUACAAAGCGACUAAGGUAGCUUGUAGUUGUCUCUCAUAAGUUGACACUUUUAUUAUCCUUGUAGAUCGACACCAAAAUGCCCGAUACAGAUCCCACGGCCUCGGAUGCCGAGUGGAAAAAGAUUCAACAAAACACGUUCACAAGAUGGUGCAACGAACAUCUGAAGUGUGUUAACAAAUACAUUUACAAUCUGGAAACAGACUUAGCCGACGGGUUAAAGCUUAUAGCCUUACUGCAGGUCCUCUCGCACAAGAAAAUCGCUAAAUACAACAAGAAGCCAUCGUUUAGACCUCAAAAAAUGGAGAACAUUUCCAUAGCACUCAAGUUUAUCGAGAGCGAGAACAUUCGACUUGUAAAUAUCGGUGAGUACAACUACCUCCCUAUUCAAUCUUUUUUUGCAUAAAUGCAGCUAAACGUGUUCGGUAAUUAUUCCUUAUAAAUGAAUGCAGAAUUCCAUUCUGCAAAAUCUUUACGACCACCACUAGUGUUACAUUCUCUCGUAUGAGUAUUUGUCUUGCUAUUUGUGGCAUAGGACCUUUUAAACUCCGCUAUAGACAAACAACCUUAACAUAGUCAAUAUUUUUGAGCUGGUUUUUGAUCGGGUCGAUGGAAUCUUUAAAACAGAACAGUCAGAUAACGCUUUUGUGAGUGCCAUAAAUAUGGGUUGACUCGGCGUUACAACCACACUACCAUAUUUAGUCAUUUCUGCCUACUUCAGACAUUACAAGAAAUAAUGCAGACUGUUCAAAUUUGCUGUUGUCUAACAGAGCGGUCGUUUUUGGCCGUUUCGUCUGUUUGUUCGACUGCGACCGCGAGGAAAGCACGCCGAAUGAUUUAUCGCCGAAGACAAUUAGUAUUAUUUUGGUUAAAGCUGGAAAAAUUUACCAAAGCUUUCGUUCGUGUGUGCCAUGAAGCCAGGGCGUUCACCAGAUCUUAGCACGCAAAUUUUUCAAAGGACGUAAUUGUACUUGCAACUAUCUUCAGGCUGACUUAAAUUUCUGAUGUGUAUCUGCGGUUUUUUUGUCAGAUUUCUGAAUGCUUGCUUGUCUUUCAAAUAAAUGCCGAAUUCUUUUGAACUCUUGAGGUCGCGAUCAACUAUUCGAUCGUGUGUUCCAUUCGACUAGCUUGUCGAUUUCCUUUGAAAUCUUCUCAUAGAGCGCAAAUUUAAUUAUAAAAUCACACUAUCACAACCAAGAAAACUUGCACAAUUGGAAGUGCUGGUCUGCCAGUCGUAGCAAUCUUACAAAAAAAUUUCACUGUUUAUUUAAUGUCUGGUUUCGUAAGUUUAAAGAGUGUCAGUUUUCUUGUUUCAAAACCUACGAGUAAUCGUUUACUAUUCAGCUCAACUCAUGUAAACAAGAAGUGAGAGUUGACCAACAAUUAAUCUCUCGAAACUUCUGGAUUAAAGUUUAUCGUUUAAAACGGUGAUUUAGCGUACAAUUUACGACAUCGAUCACAAAUAAGGUAGAAAUGAGUUGUUUGAUGCACUGCAAAUUAUGAAACUCCAGCGAAUACUAGUAAUAUCUGCAGACAUCUUGGGGGUUCGGCCGCACUCAUCCAUGUUAGAUUUAAAAUUCAAAUACAAAAUUAACUCAUGCAUGAAACCUAGCGUUUCGCAAGUGUAUGAAUGCAUUUCCUCCCCGCCUUUUUUACUCUGGGCUUAAAAUAAAACCAAGUAAUGGAGUCGACUGCCAGAUUUUUAUUCACUGGAUUUAUCCGGUAAAUGGACAAUUAAACCUCAAACAUGACUAUGCAAUUAUUUACAAACACAAUGUAACUACUGGAGUCUUCUUUGACAGAAGUUUAAUGAAUGAUCUUUCAAGAUAUCUUUAAACACAAUAAAAGUGCAAUUACCUUUGUUAAUAAUCUGUUUGGAAUUUCAAAUGGAAUCUCGGACUUGUUUCAUUUAUUUCGAUCUGAAAUACCACAAAAGUUUGGUCUCAAUAACUUGAAUAAACUUGCUGUGAUCAGCUGAACAUCAGCAUUGUUUGUUGGCUAAACAUAUGUUUCAAAAGUCAAUUAGAGAAGUAUCAUGUUGCAUGCUUUCAAAAUAUUUCUCUAGCUUUUUGAAAGUUGAAUAACCCCUUUUACAUUUUGAGAGUGAUUAACUUAAAACUUCUCUUUACUGACUGAAUGCACUCUCAAGCAAGGAGGUUAUGAGAAUAGGUAAAAUUAAAAAAAAAAGGUAUAUUUUCGGGAUAGAACUUAAAUUUCCCAAGGACAACCAAGGGCAGUUGUGCAUUUGUCCAUUAGAAAAAAAUAAGCUUUCAUAACUUGGGAAUUAAAGGGUUGCAUGAUGAGAAACACACCCCUUUAAAGCCACAGCUUUUGUUUAUGCUUGUCAGUACUGUAUAUUACUUCAGAAAGUUUUGGUAACAAUAUCAUAAAAUGUGAAUUUCCUUAUGGAAUACAUUGCUUAAGUAUUGACAUUUCAUGCAAGAGACAACUGAACUUUCAAGAGUGUGGACCCUUUGAGUGUCCAUUAGUAUCUAUUGAAACUGAAAAAGAGAAAAAUUUGCUAAAACCACAAAGUUGCCUGAGGUGGAAAUUUUUAUAGAUAAGCAAACAAACAAAAGGCAAAGACUUCUCUAUCUAAUCCUAAAAACUUGAAGCCAAAUUUUGAAAGAGAAAAACUGAAAACUGCAGUGGAUAUCUAAAUUGAAAAGCUGAGAUUUGUGAAAAACAUGAUAUAUGAAGCCCUCCUCCUUCUUGAAGCUUGUCUUCUUGAAGUUUGUGAACAAUAUCAAUGAAUAUUACGAAACAAAUUGUUUGAUAUCCUUAAAUUGAUAAAUCAAUAUUCUAACAAUUGACUUUGAUGCUUCUAGGACACAAUACGUGUAAAAUUGGAUGUGCUUCCUUUUUCCAAAAACUUCUAGAAGAUACUUGAAUUCAAAUUAGGAGGAAGUUUGUGUGAAAUUAUGAAUAUCUCAUUAGAGAAAAAAGGAAAACCAAGACAAAAAUAGCCUCAUAAUUUUUUUAGGUGUCUGGUUUGACUGGUUACCCAUAAAAUAGUGUUUACCACAAUAAGAAAACUGCUGAUCUUGCAUUACUUUUGGGAGUUUGAAGUCUAAACUAGUUCCAAUGAUGUUAUUGUGUUCUCAUGUUUUUAUUUUCUGUUUGCCAUCAUAGAAUACUGUCAGUAAUAAAUAUAGUCUGCAACAUUUUUCAAAUGUUAUAUCAUUUCAUAUCUCUGAGAUAUGCACUGUCAAAAAUAAUUUUCUGGUAUCUAUCUAUCUUACCCACUGUAAAACUAAGAGACAGCUUUACAACACAGACAUUCCUGCAAUGUUGUAAAGAGAAAGGGAAUUUUUUCCUUUUUGUGUGGGUGAGGUUUUUCAUAGUUUGUAUGGUAAUACUGUUGCAUAAUUUAAUAUCUUUAUGAGAAAAUUGUAUCAAUUUCUAAUCUUCAUUCUUAGUAAUUGGUUUAAAAACAUCUUGGAUCACAGCCUUAAUGUUAAUCUUCUUAAAGUGUUUCAUUCAUUUACUCCUUUUGAUUAUUUUUAUUGUAAUUCUGUUUGUUUGUUUUGGCUCUAAUAUUUUUGUUAUCUUGCCUUCUACAAUUUCAAAAUUGCUAGAGGUAAGUAAUUUUUUCUUCCUCAAUACUGAGAAAAGAUUUAAAUUCAAAAUUUCAACCAAGCUUAAUUGAGAGGUGCUAAUAAUAUCAAUUUCUAACUACUGCAGUCCUUAAUAACUUGUUACAUAAAAACCUUGGUGUUAAUAGUGGGGAUUUUUUUCUUGAAUUCCCUGCAUAAUUAAUUUUUUCACACAUCUAAGUAAUUAACACUUGUUUUCCACUCUUUGAAGAGAACUUUGAUCGUCUAAUUACCCAAAGUGAGCUCUUGAUACUUUUCAUAUGUGACCUCAUCGCAUGUUGUUUAUCCCUUGACAACUGAAAGAAGAAGUCACGUUUUGGUUUUGUUUCCUUUUUAAUAGAAUUCAACUUUAAGAAUUAAAUGAUGUUGGUGUUGUGUACCAAUGUUUCUUGAUUACAUAUUUCAAGAAAUUAGUUUUCUUUUAAAUUACAAAACUAAGCACUCACUUUCAAUUGACUUUGGUAUUAUGUUAUUUGUUGAACUCUGCUAACCUACGUUAAUUUAAGACUUAAAGCAUAAGUUUCCUUUGUGAAUGGAGCAUGUUUAGUUUUCUGAUGGCAUUAAACAGAUACAAUGCCAUUUAAAGAAUUGAACCAUGAAAUUAAUAAUUGGUAUUUUGUUUACUUAUUAAUCUUAAACCAGGACAUUCUUCUCUGUGAAGAAAAUUCUAAAAACCCACAGGUUCCCUGGCGGGGAAUCCAUGGUCUUUGGAGCUUGUUGUACAGUUAAAAAACAAUCUUGUUUUGUCAUUUGAAAGAUAAAAGCUAAGCAUCAGUGGGUAGGCAACCUUAGUAUUGUUACACUUAACCAAACUCUGCAUGAAAAACAGUAUUACUCAAAUUAAUUUCAAUAGCUUUGGGAACUAAUAAAGCUAUCUAUUUUUACACUAAUUUCAAAUUAAAGCUCCAUGGUUAUAUUUCAUCAAGAAAAUUGGUUCACUUGACUCCACUUAAGAUUAAGAACAUAUUUUUCAUUCCAUUUUCACAUGUGCUAAACUAUUCAGCUCUAAGGUGUCUGUUCAAUCAAACCGUAGUGAUGGCUGUAAGGAGGACUAUUUCAGGAUGAAUUCUUGUUAAAUGUACCACAAAUAAUGCACUAUUGAGCAGGACAAGUCUUAUUAACACCUUUUUUUGAGGCCUAAAUAUGUGUAGUGACCUUGAUUCAGGAAUCAAAUUAUGCAAGUGCCAACAAAAUUCAGACGUGAUGGUAUUCAGGAAUGUAGGACUUGAAAUAGAAGACCAUAUCAUGUUUUCUGUAAUUAAUGUCUAAACAUAAAUAAAAGUUCGAAUUGAAGAUUAUUAUUAUUAUACUUUGAUUUUUGAGGCAUAGCUGAAUGAAUAAGAUAUAUUCCCAAUUAAAAUUGUUUUGAAGGUUAUUUCACCAAUUGGUCGUACUGAGACAGUUUAAAAAUGAUGUUAAUAAAAUCACUGUUUUUAUGCUCUUAAAAUAUAAUUUCUUUUAGUACAACAUUAUCAAUAAGUCGUGAAUAUCAAAGUGAUCUUAAUCAACACUACUUUAGCAGUAGUGAAAAUAAGGCCUGAAAGAAAAAAAUUCAGGCCUGUACAGGAUAUGAACCCAUGACCUCUGCGAUACCGGUGCAGCGCUCUACCAACUGAGCGAACAAGCCAACUGGGUGCUGGUCAUUAUGUGGGUUCCAAAUAAACCUGUGAAGUGGUGAAUAAAUGACUUUGAAUAUAUCAAAGUCAUACAUUUGAACUGCAGAUAAACGAAUUGUUUCUGUCUUAUGAAUUCUCCUUGCUAGACCUUGUUAGUUUUUUGUAGUAUCAGUAGAUAAAUUUUAAUUACUAAGAAAGGUUCAUAGAAACUAAUAAUAGUGCUUGGAGUAAUAGCAGCUAUCAUUCCAAAAUAUUUAAUUUUUUUGUCCUUUUCCAUGACAGAUGCCAGUGAUAUCUUUAAAGGAAAUAUCAAAUUGAUUCUGGGUCUUGUAUGGACAUUAAUUCUCAAGUAUCAAAUCAGCAUGCCAUAUCUUGAUGAUGAUGAUGAUGUGGGUGAAAAAAUGACCCCAAAACAAGCACUUCUUGCAUGGGUCAAAAGCAAGAUGCCCGAGUCUGUUCCUAUGGACAAUUUCAACAAGGACUGGAAUGAUGGCCGAGCUGUUGCUUGUCUAGUGGAUGCUGUAGCUCCUGGCCUUUUCCCAGAAUGCGAGGAUUUGGAUCCAGCAGAUCGACUUGAAAAUGCAAAAGCUGCAAUGCAGGCAGCAGAGGACUGGCUUGGUGUACCACAGGUGAGGAAUAUGAGAGGGGAUGUGGACAGACUUCUUUGUCUGUAACCCUUUAACUCCCAAGAGUGACUGGCAUCUAAUUUCUCCUCACCAUAUCACCCCUGAAUCAAACAUUAAGGUCAGGAGAAUAAAGAAGCUGAUCACUGACUAAAGAAGAUCUUGAUUGUUGGACAAAUUCCCCAUGUUGGUAUCUAAGGAAAUGUUAAGAGAACUGUGUGGAGAAUAUACAUUCUGAUGUUAGGGUGUAAAGGGUUAAUUGGUGAUAUCCUUAUUCUUGGUAAUUUAGUGUUAUCAACUGAGUUGGUAAUGUAAAUUGGCCACUGUAAAGAGUUUCAAGCUGACAUUUUGUGUUCAAUGAAAGGCUUAUGCUUGAAAUGUCAGCUUUGAAACUCUUUACAGUGGCCAAUUUGCAUUAUCAACUCAGUUGCUAAUACUAAAUUACCCUGUUAUACUCUCUAAUAAAGUCCUGGUGCUUGAUUCUGCAUCUUAAAUGUACUAUUUCCUUGCAAAUAUACAGGUUAUUACACCAGAAGAAAUUACCAACCCAAAGGUGGAUGAGUUGAGUGUUAUGACAUAUGUCUCAUACUUUCCUGAGGCAAAACUCAAACCUGGUGCUCCUCUGCGCACCAGAACACAUCCCUCAGCAAAGUGUUUUGCCAAAGGUCCUGGUGUGGAGCCUAAAGGCCUUGUCGUAAAGAAACCAGCCAAUUUCACGGUGUUCACACAAGGUGCAGGAGUAGGAAAGUUGGCCGUGUCAGUUUGGGGACCAGGCAAGGUUGAAGAGGAAGUUAUUGUACAGGAUAAUGGAGACCAUACCUACUCAUGUCAGUACUUCCCACAGAAACAAGGUAUCAUUGUUAGUUCCAUAAUAUCAAUGCAUGAUGCUUUUGUUAGAGAUCCAUUAUUAAUUAUUCCCUGUGGGGGCAAGGAUUUCAGGGGGGGAUCACAUGACUUUCAUAGAGAAGGGAGAGGAGAUUGGUCAUCACUCAUCACCAACAGAGUAUAAAGGAGGGACUAGAGAAAAUUGACACCUGUCAUCCAAUUAACUCCCCAUUAAGAGGGGGGAAUAAAAAAAAUAUCACAAGGCCUUAUGGGGGGAUGGCAGGGCAUGGCAGGUUGCUUUAAAAUUACUUAUAGUUUCCCAUGGCUUAAAAAAUUUGGUCCUAAUCAUGGACAUACUCUGAAUUUUUUUUGCCCUAUCAGGAAAAUAUGAUGUGCAUGUCAAAUGGAAUGGCCGGCAUAUUCCCAAGAGUCCAUUCCGAGUGGAAGUUGGUCAAGACCUUGAUGCCAGCCAAGCUUAUGCUUCUGGUCCAGGAUUGCAACCUGAAGGAAUUCAAGCCGGCAAGUACACAGACUUCACAGUAUACACAAAAGGAGCAGGUGAAGGACAGGUGUCUGUCAAAGUGAUUGACCCCCGUGGUGGAGAAGAUGUUGACAUUAUUAUUGAACCACAAGAAGAUGGCCAGUUCUUUGUAGAAUACCAACCAGUUAAUGCUGGAAAACACACCAUUAAAGUCAUGUUUGGAGGACAGCCCAUUAGCAAGAGCCCUUUCAAGGUCAUGGUCAGUCCGCCAAGAGUUGAACCAAUCCCAUCCAAGGUUCGAGUGUUUGGCGUAGGUAAGCUUCUCCAAAUGUUUUCAGGUUUAAGCCCUCAUACAAGUUAAACUACCCUUAUAUAAGAAAAGUGUUUCAAAUAUCAGCUUCACAUUCAUCAAUAUGUGAAGCACUAAGGAAGUUUGGAGAGCAGUUAAGAAGCUCUUGGCUACACCUCAAGCAACUCUAAUCCAUCUUCUGUAUUCUCCAAACUUGCUGGAUGCUUUACAUCUUGAUAAAUGAAUACUGAGUUGUAAAUAUAAAUUAUUGAUUGGUAAAAAUUGGUUAAUUAUUAUUAUUGUUGUCAAUGAAUGGAAAUAAGCUAUGUGGGAAUUGUAGGAUAUUAGUCAACCAGUUGUGAGAAUGUAAUAGUAUUUCAUUAUGUUGUGACACCAAUUUAAAAUGACAGUGUGAAUUAGUUAGGUUACAAAGUGUACAUUCUUUACUCUUUCAAAUAGGUGUAGAACCAUCUGGCUUGAAGGCUGGACAAAGAGCACCCUUCACAGUUGAUGCUAAAGCAGCUGGUGAUGGGGAACUUGAUGUGUUUGUGGAGGGUCCCCUCGGAGAAGAAAAAGUGGAUGUCAAGAAUAAUGGAGAUGGUACAUACUCUUGCUGUUACUAUCCUGGCAAAUUCGGAAAGUAUGUUGUCAGUGUCACCUGGAGUUCAGUUCAGGUUCCAAACAGUCCUUUCAAUGUUAAAGUGGCUCCUGCUGUUGAUGCCAGCAGAAUCAAAGCAUAUGGCCCUGGUCUGGAGAAAGGUAUGUUUCAUUUUCUCUGUCACUAAAUGUCAUUGUAAAAUAAAUUUAAAUAUUCUUAUGUUGUGAUAGUGGAUGCUGUGGCAUGAUGUCUGUUAUGCUGGAAAAGUAAACUGUGUUUGUUCAUCUAUCAGGCUGUUCUGUGGUUUCUGUGCUCAAAACUUUCAUUGUUUCAAUUUUUUCUUCUGAAGGAGACAUUAUUGUUACAUAGAUAAGAUCAAUAGUUCACACAUUAGAUCAGUUCUUACUUAUUAUCCAUUGGAAAAUGACACAUAGAUGUCUUCACCAUUGGCCACGUUUUUCUUCUUUAUCAUGUAAAACAAGUAGAUUCAACAUAGCUUCAUGUCUUGUAGUAAUGGAUCACAAAAGAUGUCAGUACAGUUAGAACAUCAGUGACACACUUGGCUGCGCCUUGUGUGCCACUUUUUUGUUAUAACCACAUUUGGACCUCAUCUGCGAUCUAUUACAGAAUAGACAGAUGGCAACAUGGAAUCUAUUUGUUCAACUGUUGACAUGCUUUGAAAUCUUUUUGACUCCUUCUCAAAAUAUUAACCUGUAGUAAUGGUCUAGACUGGAUUUUACUCUUAGAGGAUUAACACCAGAUAGAUAGGAUGAUUAACUCAGACCCUGACUUUUUUUAGUAGUAAAAUAAGUAAUAAAGAAAAAAAAAACAUGAGGGGCAAAAUAUUUACGCUGCACUUAUAUUCUGAUUUGUCUGGUCAAUAAAUAAUCCUAACUUUUGGUUUUUGUGAGGGUAGGAGAACCAGAUUACUUGGCAAAAAUCCUUAUACCCUUUUACUCCCGUGAGUGACCCAGACAGAAUUUCUUCCUACAAUAUCACUACAAUAUCAAGCAGACAUUGAUGUAAUGAAACUAAAGAAAAGUAUUAAUUAGGGUAUUUCAAGUUGAUCCAAAGUCAAAUUCUCCAAACUAACAUCAUAAGAACUCUAUGGCAGAUGGUAAGGAGAAUUAACAAUAACCUUUACACCUCAACAUCAGUAUGUAUAUUCUCUAUACUGUUUUCCAUACAUUUCCUGAGGUGCUGACAAAGAGAAUUUGUUUAACAAUCAAGGGCUUCUUUAGUGGUGAUCUUUUCUUUUUUCUUGUGACUUUAAUGUUUGAUUUUGGAGUGAUGUUAUGAAGAGAAUUUAAAUGCUAUUCACUCUUAGAGGUUAAAGGGUUAAGUGCUUGAUCCCUAUGAGUAGCUUUGAGUUAUGUUAACCCUUUUAAAACUUUCUCACAGGUACUGCAGGAAAACCAUGUGAGUUCACUGUAGAAACAAAAGGAGCUGGAAUCGACAGCCUGGGAUUUGCUAUUGAGGGUCCUUCACAAGCUGAAAUCCACUGUCAAGAGAAAUCCCCUGGCAUCUGUGAUGUGAAAUACUACCCAACUACACCUGGGAAGUAUGCCAUACAUGUUACAUGUGGAGAUGAAGACAUUCCCAAGAGUCCGUUCAUGGUACCAAUAUCACCUGCAGGAGAUGCUAAGAAAGUUUAUGCUGAAGGACCUGGACUGCAACCUGAGGGUGUUGUUUCAGGUACGGACACAUAGCUUUCAGUAGCAAGUGUCUCACUAGGGCAAGUUAACAUUACAAGCCCUUGAUUGUUUAUUCCACCAGCUAUGUUUGAUUUAGAGUUAGAGUGGAUGGUGGGGGAAAGGGGCAAGGAAGGGCCCCAACCCUCCCUCUACUUCCUUUUGACUGUCCGUCACCCCCUAUGUAAAAUUUUUUUCUUCCCCCAGCUAUCCUCUGCUGUAAAAAUCAAAGAUGGUAGCAAUAAUUUCCAUCAAGAAAAUAUUGAGCACUGCCUUGCUGAAAUUACACCUGUUUUGCAGGCCAAGCUUUCAGUUUCGUGUUGGACUCCACAUUGCAAAGUCCACGUGAAAGCUUUGACCAAGGCCACUGUGUUGUGCUCUUAGGCAAGACAAUAUUCACUAGAAAUUUGAUUUUUAUAAGGAAACCUGACAAAUUUUGGGGGUUUUACACAUGUUCCAUUGUUUAUGAUACUUAAAGAUAACCUCCCGUUAGACAACCAGAUUUUAAGAACGAUUGGCAAAAAACUAAAACCAUGUGGUGUAAGAAACUACAUCUAACCGUCUAAGAACGUGUAGGGAUGUCUAAGGUAUUAGGUCAAUCGUUGUCGCCUCGGUGCGAGAGUUUUUCACCUACCUCAAUCACAGAAGGAAAGAUGAUUCAAUUGCUUCCGAGAGGCCACAUCUCAAUCGUAGUGAGCUAUGGCUGAAGCAAAAAAAGCUUUGUGACUUGAAUUCCUAAUAUGAUUUUAUGAAGCAUUAGUGUGUCGGAGCCGUAAAAAAAUGAGGAGAUUUGGGGCCAAUUUUCGAAAAUGUUUCGAUCUUACCUGAUUUACUACGAUGAUCUCACGAGCCUUUUCCGAAAAUUGUGCACCACUGUCUUUACUUGCCGAGUUCAAAUAUUCCACUGGAAUGAUUUAAGAGGACUCGAAGAAAAAUUUAGGAAUUAUCCUUACUGAGGUUUGUUUGUUUGCGCAGGUGUGGGAGCUGAAUUCACAAUUUUCACGAAAGAUGCCGGGGAUGGUGACGUCGAUGUGAGAGUAAUUGACGGUAACGGUAAGAAAGUUCCCGCAGACAUCACUGACAACAAAGAUGGCACCUAUUCAGUAGUCUACUACCCUACAACUGUUGGUGCAUACACCGUCAACAUCACUUUUAAUUCCGAAAGUAUUCCCAAGAGUCCCUUCCGGGUAAACGUUUGCCAGACCAACUCCAAAGUCUGCCGUGCCUAUGGACCAGGUCUGGAGAAGGGCUUUGUCAAUCAGAACAAUGAAUUUAAGAUUGAGACGAAAGGAGCUGGUGAAGGUGGCCUGGGUCUGACUAUCGAAGGACCUUCAGAGGCACAGAUUGAAUGUAAAGAUAAUGGCGAUGGAUCAUGUGACGUUACCUACCUGCCCCCAGACCCCGGCGACUAUGUCAUUAACAUCUUGUUCGCGGACGAGCACAUUCCUGGCAGCCCUUUUAAAGCAAGAAUUUCAUAUCCGUUUGACCCUACCAAGGUUAAAGUUGAAGGACCAGGAAUUGAGCCCGGGGUACGUGCGGGUGAGCCAGCGGAUAUUGAUAUCGACACACGCUUGGCAGGAGACGCAGAACUUACAGUUGAAGCCGUAGAUGAGUUGAACAGUCCAGUUCAGUGUGACAUUGAUGAAGAGGAGUACGGCAUUUAUGCUGUAACGUACUAUCCGAAAAAGAAAGGUAUGGUGCCCUUUCCAGCGAAUCUGCGUUUGCACAAGAUGAACUGAUCUCGCGUUUUCCCGCGUCUCACAGCCGUCUCAUCAUUGUUCUUAUUUUGAUUUAUCAGGCAACCACAAGGUUAGCGUCAAAUACGGCGGAAAACAUGCGCCUGGAAGUCCAUUCAAGGUUGCUAUCUCGCCCAAGUCUGACGCUUCCAAAGUGAAAGUGAGUGGGCCUGGGGUCGAGAAAACCGGUGUUCAACCUGGCAAACCCACGUGGUUUACUAUCAACGCCUCUGAGGCUGGCAAAGGAGAUGUUCAAGUAAAAGUGGAGCCUGUCGGUAAGUCUCUCUCUGUGUUAAGUUUGAGGACGAAUCACAGCAGGGCGUAGGCGAGGAGGGUCCAAGGGGAGCAAUUUGCCCCGAUUUUGUCUCGAUUAUUUUAUAAAUAAAAAAUGAUAUGAUAUUAUAUCAAAUGCCUGUAAGACCCUUGCAAAGAAUUUUAUUUGCUGGUAAACUUUGCCUGAAUCUCAAGUUUGCUUCUCACCACUCUCUGAAGUCCGAUCUUCGUUCCUGUACCCUUGGAAGAAGAGGGGGAGGUCAUUUGCUCAUCAGCGACUGCAGCUUUAUUCGUAAAACUUCUCGGUUAAGAAUAAUAAGUAGGACGGAGUUGAAGACACUUUCAUUUCUCUAAUAGGACGUGGGCGUCCUGUGGAAGUAAAGGUGACUGAAGAUGGAAAAGAAACAUUCACCUGCGAGUAUGUGGCCCCUGUGGAAGGAGCAUAUCAGGUUGAUGUGAAAUUUGAUGGUGUUGCUGUACCUGGAAGCCCCUUCCCUGUAGAUGUUGCGAAGCCUGGCGAUGCAGGAAAGUGCAAGGCACAAGGCGAUGGAUUGGAAACGGCAAUCAUCGAUCAAUUAGCCGAGUUUGACGUGGACUGUACAUCUGCCGGUGAGUUUAUUCAUACAGGCACUGUUAGCGUGCAAAGUUCCCAUCGAAGUUCUUUCUGGAUAUGACAUGGCCGUCUUAGUCUCUCGAAAAGUUCACGAUUUUAUAUCAUAAACGAGAUGUAAAGGAGUAGUAUGUGGGUGUUCUACCUUGAAAUUACGAUAAAGUCUUGAAAAAACGAAGGAAUUGAGGGGAAGACAACUGUUGUCUUGGAAAGAAAAAGCAAUGUUUCUUUUAGAAUCAUUAACGCUGUCAAUGUGGGGCGGCGGUGGGGUUAACUUCCACAGAUGCAUGUAUGGACGUAGCGCUCUUCACUUUAAACUUGUCUGUGUUUUGGAAGUGAUGUGACUAUUGGAGUAGGGUGGGGUGAGGUUUGGGUGGCACAUGGCAAAAUCUGUUCUCAAUUAUGUCUCCUGUGUGAAAACCUAGGAAUUUUCUGGCUGUACUCCUGGUUAAUUCUUGCCAUUUUGUGUCUGUUUAUCAUCAGGAGAGGGACAGCUAAUGGCCGCAGUGGACAAUCCAUCUGGAGCGCACACAGACACCUUGGUAACAGAUAAUGAAGAUGGCACAUAUUCUGUUUCAUACACACCUUUUGAGGAAGGAAUUCACACACUGAGCGUGAAGUUUGGUGAUGAUCACAUCCCUGGCAGCCCUUUUAAGGUAAGAUGGCGAAGACUUUGUUAACAGUCUUUCUUAGAGUGAAGUCUGCGCUUCAGGCCAACCCCAGGGCCGCGGUUCUUUUAAAGAUCCACUGCAAAGCUUGCAAUUCGGAAUUUUCUCUUUUCUUCAAAUCAGGUUGAUGUUCUUCCACCGACGGACCCAAGCAAGUGCAAAGCUUAUGGACCCGGCUUGGAGAAGGCAAACGUGGGCCGCCCCGCUGAGUUUACUGUAGAGACCAAAGGUGCCGGAGCUGGAGGCCUCAGCUUGGCCAUUGAGGGACCCUCUGAGGCAAAACUGACUUGCAAUGAUCAUGGUGAUGGAACAUGCUCUGUGAAGUACACCCCCACAGAGCCCGGCGAUUAUGAGAUCCACAUUAAGUUCGCUGAUGAGCACAUCCCUGGAAGUCCCUUUAACGCUAAGGUUUGUAUGAUUUAAGGGUUAACAACUCUAUUUGAAAAUUACCCCUUAAUUAUUCUGUUCAGGUUAAUUACCACACGGAAACAAUGCAUCGCAGUCUAUCGAUUUACACGCUGCUAGAAGGACCUAUGGGAACAUUAUUUCUAGUCCCGAGGGUGUCCCUUCAUUAGAUGUUCCCCGUAGAAUCAUCGUUUCGGAACAAGGUCGUUACAAAGCAAGAAUUAUACCUUUCCAUGAAGUGAACAUAUACCAACACAAUAACGAUGUGGCCAAUUUUUCUUAAACUGAGUCAAUUCUUUUAACUUUACAGGUCACCCGCCCAGUUGAUGCAAGCAAAGUGAAGUGUUACGGACCCGGAGUGGAUCGUGUCAAUCCAUUGUUCUCCAAGGCGCCCCAGGAAUUCACCAUAGACACUACCGAGGCAGGGGAUGCUGACCUGGAGGUGACUGUGGAGACACCUGAUAGAAAGACGCUGAAGCCCGAGCCUGUGUCUGAGAAAGGAGAUGGAGUCUAUACAGUGGCUUAUACACCCGAGGAUGAAGGUGAGAUUCAGUUGUACCGUGAUGUUCUGUAAACAACUACAACGAUGACGUUGACUACAAGUUGCCCCACCCCUCCCUCCUCCUUCCUUUAGACCUUUAGACUUUAACUUGCUCACCCCCCUUAAUAAAAUUUAUUUCUCCUCCCAGCGUUCCGCAGCUGUAAAAAUUAGAGAUGGCAGCUAUAAUUUUCACUAGGAAAGUACUGAGUACUCGCGUGCCAGAAUUGCGCCUGUUCUGCAGGUUUCUUUUCUUUUGGCCUCGUGAGCUAUUCAGUGAAUACAUUUUUAUAUACCUGCGGGCAGUAUGGUUCUUUCCCUGAUGUGUAUUGCCAGUUCCAGGCCCUUAGUCGGUGGAGGCAAAUGAAAGAGCGAGCGGACAACCAAAGGCGGUUGGGCUGGUUGGGCUGGUUGGGCUGGUUGGGUUUACUUUCCGCACUACAUUGAAAAUUGCUCUAAGGUUUGAAUAGUCACCAAGUGGCUACCAUCAAAAUUAUUUUCUUGUGGUCAGGUCGUUACACUGUCAAUGUCAAGUACGGAGACAAACAUGUCCCUAACAGUCCAUUCCGUGUUCGUGCCGGUCCUCCGUUUGAUGCCAGCAAAGUGAAGGUAUCUGGACCCGGAGUGGAUGAGUCGCCCCUCACGGAUGAACCUGUUCAGUUCCUUUGUGAUUGCACUGAGGCUGGAAUAGCUCCUUUAACAGGUAUGAGAUUUUUGUGAGACUUUAUCCCCAUACACCCUAACGUCAGUAUGCAUAUUCUCAAUACUGUUCCCUAUACAUUUUCUAAGGUGCUGACAAGGAGAAUUUUUUGAUCAAGAGCUUUCUUGUUGGUGAUCAUUUCCUUUACUGUUGUUACAACGCUUGACCUAUUUUCCUUUCAAAGGCCCACAGAGAGAAAAAAACCACCAUUUUUAGUGAAAGGGUGGUUCAAAUUAUUUCAUCCAUAUCGCACUGACUCUAUUGCUUCCAAAAUAUCCAAUAGCUUUUUUUUACCAAUGACUCUCCUUUUGAUCGUAUUUCAGCUUCUGUAGCGCCGCCUACCGGCCCUGAUCUGGAAGUGGAUGUCAAAGACAACGGAGACGGAACAUAUUCUGUCGAGUAUGUACCUGAGCGACCAGGCCGCCACAGUGUGGAUGUCAAGUAUGGAGGAAGGAGAGUACCAAAGAGUCCAUUUAGAGUCCAGGUUAAGCCGAGUGGAGACGCAUCGAAGGUAGAGAUUGAUGGAUUGGGACCUGAUGAUACUUUCUUGGUGGGCAAAGAGAAUGACUUUACUGUGGAUUGCACAAAAGCUGGGAAAGGUCAGUCAUUUGGAAUAAAGCUUUUCAAGAAACACUUUUUUUUCACUCGUCAAACGUUGUGCGCUGCACCACUUGGUUGUGAAGGGCGUAGUUUUCCGCAUCCUAGGUCUAUUUGUUACGAAGGCCGAUUGGCACUAACCCAGGGUCAAAUUUUGAUCCAGGUUUUUUUAUUCCUUUUUCCAAAGCCUUUUCGGGUAAUUUUCUGUAUUCUUUUAAGAGCAUUCAAUCUUCAAAUUUACAAAAAGUAAUUGUAUUGAAUUCCCUUCAAACUUUUUAGUUCUGAAGUCAUGUUUCACGCUAACUCCGGGUUAUCUUAACCCAGCUUUGAUCAUUCCGGCACAAAAAUAUAUUAUUAGCUUAGAGACUGGACCCGAAGCACUCUAAUUAACUUACGCUUAGCACAACUCCAAGUUUUCUUGAAAUUGAGAAUGACUCCUUCAUCAUGUAGGCGUUCCCAAGUGUUCCAUCAGAGGACCUAGAAGAAAGGAUAUUCCUGUAAAAAUGCUCGAUAAUGGUGAUGGUACAUUCGACUGUCUCUUCGUGCCAGAAGACGAGGGUCGUCAUGAUGUGGAGGUCCUUUAUGGCGGUGCCCCUGUGCCCGGCAGCCCCUUCUCAGUGAAAGCUAAAAAACCUGUGGAUGUUGACAAGAUUAAAUGCCAGCCUAAGUUAGAUAAAGAGCCAAUUGUGGACGAGGAAAUUGUUUACGCGGUCGAUACGCGACCAACCGAGUCAGCACCCGGUGAAGGGCUGUUAAACGGCUCCUUACUUACACCUUCUGGUGAGAAAGAACCCGUCCGAAUCAAAGAUAACAACGAUGGCACCUUCGAUGUGUCCUGUGUGCCCAAGGAGCCUGGACCUCAUGAACUGUCCGUGGAUUAUGACGGGGUACCUCUGGCCGGCAGCCCGUUUAAGUUUGACGCUGUCGAAGGAGGAGCGGACAAAGUGAAAGCUUACGGAAAAGGUAAAUGUCUUUGGUGAUAUGAUUAUCACCGGAAGUCCUUAAUCUCACACGCUUCAGGUGGAGAUGCUAUAGGGGUCGAAGCAAGAACAGAGGCGGGAGGGGAGGGGGUGUUAAAGGGCCUUUUCUACGGUUGCCAAAAGUGCGAAUGGCUUCCGUAUAGGCCAAAAGUAGGACUAAAGGGUUAGUCUCGAUAAGAGCCUUCUUAUACCAAGACGAUGAUGAAUUAUAUAAAUGAAAAAGUUGCAUGGGAAUUUUUCAAUUGAAAUCGUAAGCGGAUAAGGAGCAGCGUAUUUAUUAUAAUUACGUGUUAUGCUCACUUGCAGGAUUGGAGCGUGGUAUUGCUGGGGAGCCUUGUGACUUUACCAUUGUGACGAAAGACGCUGGCCCAGGUGGUCUCUCAUUGGCUGUUCACGGCCCCAGUAAAGCGGAGAUCACGUGCUCAGACAAUGGAGAUGGCACAUGCUCAGUUCAGUAUGUCCCCGAGGAACCUGGUAAGUUUUGGCCAAGUGCAGUUUCUCGCUCUUUUUCCCCAUGUAGGAAAUUGGAAAAGGAAGGAGGAUUAAAACAUCUUUGAGCAAUUGAUUUAAUUUUUUUACAUAGAAUAUAUAUAUGAAGAAUCAUUAUUGACCUCUGAAUGGUUGAUGAUUACCUGAUCUGCUGGGGUAGACUAGAAUGCAUACAGUUACGGAAAGUAUUUUUUCAUUCAGCCUGAAUAAGGAUUCAGGCAAUUAGUGCCAAACUGUGUAUGCGAGGCACGGUUUCAGGCGCGGAAAUGUUUUUGUUCCCUUACUUUCUGCAAUUGCUUGACUUUCAAAUUACCUGUGAGAAUCACUCGUCACUGAUUUCGUUUUUAAUGACGUUAUAUUGGACGUACAGAGGGGAUGGCACAACGGUUGAGCGCUCGCCUCCCACUGCUGUAUCCCAGGUUCGAUUCUUGGGAUAAAGGUGUCGUGUGUGGGUCGAGGUUGAUUUUCGUCCUUGCUCAGAGGGUUUUUCUCCAGGUCCUUUGGUUUUCCUCCUUACACAAAAACCAACAUUCCAAUUUCCAAUUCGUGAUAGUAGUGGACUAGAAAAGCCAUCUCGUGGAAUGUCCACUGCUAAUUCCCAUUAUUGUUCCCAUUAUGACCAAUUUCGCGGUUUCUUUUUCUGAUAUUUCGUUUUUUCUUUCUCUCAUUUUAGGUGACUAUGACAUCAGCUGUAAAUUCGCCGAUCAAGACAUUCCUGGCAGUCCUUUCACGGCACAUAUCUAUUCCAACUACGACGACCUCGAUGCAGCCGCUCUCCGUCCUACAGUCGGCAAACCAUGUGACGUAGAAUUGAACAUCCCGGAUUCAUUCCGGCCAGAGGACAUCGAAUCGGGCGUACUUGCCGCUGAACUCGAGAGACCAAACGGCCGCAAAGAGCCUUUGGAGCCACUUCGUGUCAACCCUGAUGGAACGUUAGCAGUCACAUUUAUCCCAUACGAACCCGGAGAGCAUUUGAUCCACGUGUACAAAAACAAGCGCGAAGUUCAGAACAGUCCAUUCUCAGUUAUGGUGCAGGCGCAACGUGUUGGCGACAUAUACCCUGUCGGGCACACUUGUGAUCUAGACUUUAAAGUACCCGAAGAUAUCAACGACCUUGUGGGAACUUUGAAACGCCCCAGUGGCAAAGUGGAAGAGUCCUUGAAGCUGCGACCUGGUCCAAAGCCUGGAACUAUCAGUGUGUCUUUCGUGCCAAGAGAAGUAGGAGAACACUAUCUGUCCAUCAGACGGAAAAAGGAUAACAGCCCUGUCGCUGGCAGUCCGUUCUCUAUUCUGGUGGAGUCAGAAGAGCCUGUAGAGGGGGUGGGCUGUCCCGUGGAUUAUUGCCUUAAAUUGGAUGAUGUCAAUCUCCCAGAAGACAUCGAAAAGAACAGAUUAAAGGGAACAUUGAAGAGGCCAUCGAGUGAUAGAGAAGAACCAAUAGAGUUAAAACUCAACUCAGACAACACACUUAGCUGCUCGUUUGUGCCGCGCGAGACUGGGCUUCAUUAUAUCAACAUUAAAAAGUACGGGAGACAUGUCGAGGGUAGUCCGUUCGUUGUCAAGGUGACCGCACCAGAAGGCGUCUCUAGUGUUGGUAAGCCCUACGGAAAAGGUCUCGAGAGUCCUGAUAUCGACCUGCCGAAAGAUUAUCCCCGGCUGAGCGCUGCUCUAAAGAGACCUUCCAGUCCUAGAGAAGAAGAACUCAAGCUUGUUCUCAAUGGAGACAACACCUUGGGAGUGGCAUUUACUCCUAGAGAAGAAGGUGAGCACUUAAUCCACCUCAGAAAGGAUAACAAGGACGUGCAGAACAGUCCUUACAGUGUGAUGGUUGGAGCCAAGGAAGAGAAGGUGGAAGAAGUCCACCCCAUGGGACGAACGUGUGAUGUAAACCUGGAUAUUCAAGGUGUCAAGCUGCCAGAAGAUCUGGAGAAAGAUUUGCUAAGAGGAUUUCUUAAACGACCAAACAGCACGAAAGAGGAGCCGCUUAAGCUCGAAAUCACAAGCGACAAUUCGCUGGGCGUGUCCUUCGUGCCUCAAGAACCUGGUGAACACCAGAUCAGUGUAAGGAAGAAGACACCAGAUAGAAACUGGCGCGACGUACCAGGAAGUCCUUUCUCCAUCAUGGUCGAAGCUGCUGAGGCCGUCAAAGCUGUUGGCACACCUUGCGAUUGUCUUCUGGACAUUCCAAAUCUACGUGUCCCAGAAGAUCUCGCCAGACUUAACGCAACGCUAAAGAGACCAACGAGCCGUAAAGAGGAACCCCUCAAGCUCAGAGUCACUUCAGAUAACAGCCCUUUCGUUUCGUUCGUUCCACGUGAGCCGGGUGAACAUCUGAUCAGCAUUAAAAAAUACGGCUCUCACGUAAAGAACAGCCCCUUCAGUGUCAUGGUGGUCGCCCCCGAAACUGGAAACGCUAUUGGCAGGCCGUGCGGUGUUGGGCUCGAGAUUCCAGGACUGAAACUUCCUGAUGAUUACACCGACGGUCUUUUGAGCGCGAGUCUCAAGCGGCCUUCUGGGAAGCCUGAAGAACCUCUUCCUUUAGCUCUCAACUCGGAUAACACUCUUAGCGUUUCCUUCACGCCGCAGGAGACUGGGGAACAUUUCGUGACGGUUAAGAAGUCUGGUAACCAUGUGAAUGGUAGUCCGUUUUCGGUGAUGGUCAGCGGUCCAGGACCAGCGGAUCCAAGCAAAGUCGUCUGUAUGGGUCCUGGUAAGAAAUGUUCUUUUUAUUUCAGAACAGUAAAUGAUUGAUUAAGGAUAUGACACCGACUUAAAUUGGUGAUUAUCUCGAUUGGCUAAUGCUAAGAAAAUGUUUGAAUCCUGGCUGAUCGUUGAUUAAAUCCUUCCCCUCGACUCUGCUAUUUAGCAGUGUAUGCUUUUGGGACAAGCUCAUCGAAGACCUACGUAAAACGAUUGAGAACGAAUUUUGCCAAUUUGCCCUUUAUUCGCUAUUCGUUUCAGCCCCCUCGAAUUGGAAGAAUAUUUCGCGCUUUCCGUCAUGUUUAAGACAAUGUCUUCGUCGCAACGUGACGUAACCAGGAAAACUUAAUAUUUCAAUUUUAUAUUUCACGUAGGCCUACAUGAUGGUGUGGCCGGUAAGCCAAGCAAUUUUACCAUAAAUACCCGCGAUGCUGGUUAUGGAGGACUCGGUUUAUCAAUUGAGGGACCCUCUAAGGCGCAGAUCACGUGUUUGGAUAACGAAGAUGGAACGUGUACAGUGGAAUACUUACCUGUUGAACCCGGCAAGUACACCAUCAAUGUGAAGUUUGCCGACGAAGAUGUUCCUGGAAGUCCCUUCACUUCAAAUGUCAGACCCUCAGGCGAUGAAAUCCAACCAGUUGAAGAGAACCUGGUAAGCAAAUGAGAAUUGACUUCGAAUUUCAUAUUUCAGACGAAAUUUUGGCAGUAUUGUAGGUUUGGUGAAUUAGCUGAGACUGCUCCAUAGAACAAUUUUCCAUUGAGUGGAGAGUUUUACUGUGCUCUGUGAUUUGUAUGAAAAACUUUCGCAGCGUUCUUCCUUAGUAGAGGAAGUGAUUAGUUCAGAAAACUCGCGUCACUAUCUGAACCAAUCAGAUUCGAAACAAAUCGCGAGUUAGUCACGUUUUCCCGCGCUUUAUAGGAGAUUCAAUGGAAUGUAAACAUUACUGGUGGCUGCGAAGUUAAUUUGCAAAGGACUCUCGCGCUCAAUAGACUGCUUCGAGGGGAAGAUUAAAAAAAAAAAAAGGAUAAAAAAAACACCGAAAACGAAAAGUCUGUUUCAAAUCGCACCACAAAAGUCUAUUCUAGUGGUCUUUAUCGCACGUUCUCUCUUUGGAGAGUUCGAUGUAGCAAGGGUUAUGCAGUUCAUUUCGUGGCUCUCGAGUUUUGACCAUCAUCUGCUUCGUUAUUUUACAGGUGAGCUCAGCUGUAUCUGACCAGUUCUCUGAACCAACCCAGCGAGUGUCCGAAGUGUUUGAAGAUCUUGUGACGUUCGGUUCCACUCCAGCACAGCCUCAUGACUUUGUCUUUGAUCUGAAGGGUUACAAGAUAGACGAUCUUGAAACGAUGGUUAUUAGCCCUGAUGGAACGGAGCUCGAUUCCGAGAUAAUUGAAACGUCACCGAAGACAUACACAAUCCGCUUUGUGCCUAAAGAGAGCGGAGAACAUACCAUCUAUGUCCGAUUCAAGAGUGGAAGAAAGAAGGAUAUACCCGGAAGUCCUUUCAAGGUCUUUGUGGAGGCACCUGUGUGGGGUGGGGCUGCAAAAUGUGUGGCUGCAGGACCCGGGCUCGAACGAGGUGUGGUUAACCAUCCGGGAGAGUUUACAGUGUGGACACGUGAUGCUGGUCCAGGAGGCCUUGCGAUCGCAGUUGAAGGUCCUGCUAAGUCAGAGAUUAAAUGCACAGACAAUGGUGAUGGGUCUUGCAAUAUUUCCUACCUGCCAACUACUCCAGGCGAGUACACAAUCCACAUCCGGUUUGCUGAUGAGGAUAUCCCUGGAAGUCCAUUCAAGACUAAUGUAUCACCGGAAGUAGAAGAUCGCUUUAGAGAUCUCAAUGUUACCGAUCUUGCCGAGAGUGGAUUGAAAGUAAACCAGCCUGCUUCGUUCUCCGUGCAGACUAAUGCUUCUGUUGGCGACGUGAAGGCGUCUGUCGUGGCACCCUCAGGGGAUGAGAAAGAAGCUCAAGUGUCUAACCUCGGUGGUGGAAACUUCGCCAUUCGUUUCACCCCAAGAGAAUUUGGCGACCAUCUUGUGAAUGUCCGUUUUGAUGGAUCUCACAUUCCUGGCAGCCCCUUUAAGAUCAGAGUAGGCGGUGCAGAAGGACACCCAGAAAAAGUCAAGGCUUAUGGUGAAGGUUUAAGCAAGGGUAGGGUCGGUGAAGCAGCCGAAUUUACCGUCAACGCUCUGGAGGCCGGCUCGGGUGCUCUUGCCCUUUCUGUGGACGGCCCCGCUAAGGUGAAGAUGAACUGCAGUGAAAAUGCUGAUGGUACCUACCAAGUAACGUACAACCCAGUCAUAGCAGGCGAGUACACGAUUAGAAUCAAAUUCGCCGGCCAAGAUAUCCCUGGUAGCCCUUAUAAUGUAACGAUUAGUCCCUCCGAUGGCAGAUACGUCAGCGACGGAGACGCCUCCAAGUGCACUUCUCGAGGAACUGGCCUGCAUAGUGCUGUUCUCGGGCAGCCCAACUCGUUUACAGUUAACGCCAGCAAUGCAGGACGAGGAUCCCUGAUGGUGGGGGUUGAAGGCCCUGCCAUACCAGCGAAAGAAAUCAAUGUCAAACACACAGGAAGCAACGUAUACGCGGUCAACUACGCCCUGGAGGAGCCUGGUGCCUACAUCCUGAAGGUCCUCUGGGCUGACAAGCAUAUCCCCGGAAGUCCCUUCCAAGUAACUGUUUGAACGCACGAGACUCGCGUGUAAGCGUAUCAAAUGUCAGGACCUAUAGCUAGUCUUGUAUUUAAGGAGCUAAAAAUUCAAGAAGAAACUAUUUUCGUGGACUGGAAGGUUGCACCUCGAUAGUUUUAAUCGUCUUUCGCAAGAACAACAAUGCUAGUUUUCUAUAUAUUAAAAUUUUUUCAGAACUUCCUUUUCUAUCAAUUGUUGAAAAUAUAAAAUUAAUAGACGGAAUAGUUGAAGGUCGAAGUUGUAGCUGUCUUAAUCUGAAAUCCAAUCACAGUGUAGCAAACGUGGGUAAAAUAGGUAGCAGAAAUUAAGGAGCACUGCAAAUCGUGGUUACCAUGGUUAUUGUAAUGACUAAGGGUAACAGGCAGGCUUAGAGCCUUUGUGUCUCUGUAUUCAGUUGUUUGUGAGUUUUUUAAAGUGAGAACUGUUUAUGACUAAGGGAUAUUUUCUAACAACUAAUAAUAAAUUGCUUAAACAAGU
Messenger RNA from Pocillopora meandrina, 31624 nucleotides. NCBI's taxonomy places the organism in Eukaryota, Metazoa, Cnidaria, Anthozoa, Scleractinia, Pocilloporidae. The record is from the annotation of a GenBank genome assembly.